AUGGAACAAAACAAUCUUGGAAAGGCACCUCCCAAGAUGUUCGGCAGCCGGGAUAAGAGGAACUCGAACCUCUACUGCCUGUACCACCGGGACAUCGGGCACGAAACUGAGGACUGCAACGAUCUCAAAAAGGAGAUCGAGAACCACAUCAGACAGGGGCACCUGAAGCAGUUCAUCCGCCGAGGUGGAGGUCAGCAACGUAAUGAGCCCCGACGAGAUAACCGGGGUGAUCAACGCCGGGACGAAAGGCGGCCCUCCAGAAGCAGUUGCAGGCCUCCAGAGGAUCCUAGGGAGACGAAAAAGCCUCCCCGAGACGGAUCCUCAGGACACGGAUUAGGGUAUGGACCCAACAUAGAUGGGGUCAUCAAUACAAUUGCCGGAGGUCCGACGGGAGGGGAUAGCCAAAACUCCCGGAAGAGGACCUACAGGCAGGCUAACCCGGAUCAGGCUGAGUCGAGUUCUCGUCUAUCCGAGGUGAUAACCUACGGGCCUAGUGACCCCGUCCCAUCUGCUUCAAGUAGUCACGAAGCCUUGGUGAUUGAAGUGCUUACCAACAACUAUAUCGUGAAGAAAGUCUACAUUGACCCGGGAAGUUCGGUGGACAUCAUGUACCUCCGCACGUUCGAUAACCUCAAACUAGCCAGGGAAAGCAUGACCCCGGUAAGGACACCCCUUGUGGGUUUCGGGGGACAUGUUGUGCAUCUCGAGGGGAUGGUGACCCUGACGGUAACUGUGGGGUGCCACCCCCGGUGUCGGACCAUUCCGGUCAACUUCACCGUGGUAAGGGCCGAUUCCCCGUACAACCUUCUCCUAGGUCGGCCCACGCUUAAUGCUUUGCGGGCAGUAUAUUCCACCUAUCACCUGAGCUUCAAGUUCCCUAUUCCCGCGGGGGUUGCCGAGGUCAGCAGUGACGUUUGCACAGCCCGGGAGUGUUAUCUCGCCACUUUACAAGCGGUCUCCCCAUCCACCUCUAAUGCGAGGUCAGAAAAGAGGUCGGACAUUCUCUCGAUUGAUUGCAUCGAUCCUCAACAAACGGUGAAGCUCCAGAAGCUUGAAACCGGAGAUGAGGUGGAGGAGAUUCCCCUGGACCCCAUGAAUCCGGACCAAACGAUCCGUGUCGGCAUCUGUUUGCCUGACCCAGUCAGGACAGGAAUGGUGAACCUCCUCCGAGAAUACCGGGACGUCUUUGCUUGGGCUGCAGAUGAGGUCCAAGGAGUCCCGCACCACCUCAUGAUACACGAGCUCAAUGUUGACCCACAGGCACGCCCGGUCAAACAAAAAAGGAGGCACCUCGGCCCAGAGAGAAGCCGAGCUGUCGAAGAAGAGGUGGACAAGCUCUUGCCUGCAAAAAUAAUCCGAGAAGUCCAAUACCCGACCUGGUUAUCCAACCCGGUCAUGGUCAAGAAAGACACCGGGGCUUGGAGGAUGUGCGUCGACUUCACCGACCUCAAUAAAGCUUGUCCCAAGGACUGCUACCCACUGCCCAAAGUCGACACCUUGGUGGAUUCAGCAAUGGGUUAUGAGGUCCUCUACUUUCUUGACGCCUUUAAGGGGUACCACCAGAUAGGCAUGAGUCCAGAGGACCAGGAGAAGACUGCAUUCUACACUGACCGAGGCACCUAUUGCUACACCACCAUGCCUUUUGGACUAAAGAAUGCCGGGGCCACGUACCAACGCUUGGUCAACCAAGCCUUCAAAUCUCAGAUCGGGCGAAAUGUCGAAGCCUACGUGGACGACAUUCUCCUCAAAAGCCAGACGACCUCUUCCUUCCUCUCUGACCUGAGAGAAGUCUUUGAGGUCCUAAGGAAGACGCGGAUGAUGCUGAACCCCAAGAAAUGCGUCUUCGGUGUCACUUCGGGAAAAUUUCUGGGUUACCUCGUCUCGAGACGGGGUAUCGAAGCAAACCCAGACAAGGUGAAAGCCAUUCAAGAAAUGUCUUCACCUCGGUGCAUUCGUGAUGUCCAGAGGCUGACGGGGCGGUUGGCCGCCCUGAAUCGGUUCUUAUCGCAAUCAGCUUCCAAGGCAUUGCCAUUUUUCAAGGUCUUAAAAAAGGCCGACGGCUUCUCCUGGACCGGGGAAUGUCAACAGGCCUUCGAACAAUUGAAAGAAUAUCUCCACCACCUCCCAACACUCACCUCACCUCGUCCAGGGGACAAGUUAUUCUUAUACUUAUCUGCUGCAGCCGAAACGAUAAGUGCCGUGUUGAUAAGGGAGGAAGGUGUACAGAUGCCCGUUUAUUAUGUCAGCCGAGUCCUCCGAGGUCCGGAGACCAGAUACACUCAGGCGGAGAAGCUCGUGCUGACCUUAAUCCAUGCAGCUCGUAGGCUUAAGCCCUACUUUCUAGCCCAUCACAUAUGCUUGAGGACUGACCAACCACUUCGGCAAGUAUUAUCACGGCCAGAGGCUUCUAGACGCCUCACCAAGUGGGCUAUCGAGCUGGGGGAGUACGACCUGUCUUACGAACCUCGCGCAGCAAUCAAGGCUCAGGCCCUCGCAGACUUUCUAGCCGAGCUCACCUUUGAUGAGGUGAAGGACAGUACCUCGGCUAACAUUUCUCCUACUGCCGAGCCUCAGCGGUGGAUUCUACAUGUGGAUGGCUCGUCUAACAGUGAGGGUAGUGGAGCAUAUUUGCUCCUCGAAGACCCCCAAGGAGAAAUAUGUUCAUAUGCUUUGAGAUUUGACUUCGCCGCUUCUAACAACGAGGCUGAGUACGAAGCUGUCAUUGUCGGCCUGCAACUAGCUCGUAAGCUAGGGGCCGCGCACAUCUUGGCCUAUAGUGACUCCCAACUCGUUGUGUGCCAAAUACUAGGCGAAUACGAGGCUAGGGAAGAGGUGAUGCAUCGCUACCUCUCCAAAGUCCUCCAACUGGUGGCACACUUCGAGUCUUUUGAAAUCCAAAGAAUACCGCGGUCACAUAAUAGGAGGGCAGAUGCCCUCUCUCGGCUCGCUUCUACCUCCUUCUCUGACCUGAACAAGACAGUUCUUGUGGAAGUCUUGGCCGAGCCAGGAUAUGUGGGGGAAGUUAUAUGUCCAAUUUAUCCAGGGGACACCUGGAUGGGACCGCUAUUCCGAUUUCUCAGCCGGGGUGAACUUCCUGAAGACCGAGUCGGGUCCCGGAAACUGCAACGAAAAGCAGCUCGGUACGCUUUUCGGGACGAUCUCCUGUACAAGAGGUCAUACCUCGGCCCAUGGCUGCGAUGUAUCACUCCGGAAGAAGGGGAGAAGAUCCUGCAAGACAUUCAUGAAGGACUUUGUGGUGCUCACGUCGGCUACAGGAUGCUCGUUAAAAAAGCUUUGCUGCUCGGAUAUUUCUGGCCCACCCUGAGGGUGGAUGCCCAGGUCAUGGUCCUUAGCUGUCCUUCUUGUCAGCAUCAUGCCCCAGAGCAUCACCAGCCAACCAAUCUUAUGAUCCCCAUCACUUCGCCAUGGCCAUUCGAACAGUGGGGGACUGAUAUAAUCGGACCAUUCCCCAGGGCCCCAGGCAAUUUUGCAUACGCGGUGGUGGCGGUAGACUACCUCACCAAAUGGGUUGAGGCUGAGCCUUUGAGAAGCAUCACCGGAUCAGCAGUUCAAAAAUUCUUCUGGAAGAGCGUCGUUUGUCGCUUCGGCCUACCCCGGGUGGUCAUCUCGGAUAAUGGAAGGCAGUUCGCUGACAACCCUUUCAAGAUAUGGUGUCAAAACCUGGGAAUCAAACAAUAUUUUACCUCGGUAGGACACCCUCAGGCCAAUGGACAGGCCGAAAACUUUAACCGCACUCUCCUCCACGGCCUUAAAACCAGAUUAUACCGAGGUGGAUCGUCAUGGGUAGAAGAACUCCCCAGCGUCUUGUGGUCCUACAGGACCACUCCGAGGUCGGCAACCCAAGAGACCCCGUUCUCUUUGACGUAUGGGUCAGAAGCUGUGGUCCCAACCGAAUUCAUAACGCCGAGCCCACGGAUGGCCGCGUAUGCUGUCGAAGUCAACGAGGAGGAGCGGCGGGUUGACCUCGACCUCGCCGAGGAGAAACGUGAUAUGGCCGCGGCCAAAGUUGCUAUCUAUAAAAAUAUCCUAACUGGUUACUACAAUACUCGGGUCAAACACCUACGGUUCAGCCCGGGAGAUCUCGUGCUCCGGAAGAACUCGGUCAGCCGAGCUGAACCUCAGGGCAAACUGAAUCCUAAGUGGGAGGGACCCUAUCGCGUUGUCGAGUCCAGCCAAAAUGGAUACUGUAAAUUAGCGUACCGAGAUGGGUCUCGGGUGCCUCGAACUUGGCAUGCCGAAAAUCUUAAACUGUAUUGCCCUUGA
Coffea eugenioides is the source of this 4284-nucleotide messenger RNA. RefSeq lists its product as uncharacterized. The record is from RefSeq and is a predicted model, not a curated record. The transcript has a single exon. Gene Ontology annotation, biological process: DNA integration. Bases 1 to 4284 code for a protein of 1427 amino acids. Lineage: Eukaryota; Viridiplantae; Streptophyta; Magnoliopsida; Gentianales; Rubiaceae. Gene Ontology annotation, molecular function: RNA-DNA hybrid ribonuclease activity; nucleic acid binding.